Messenger RNA from Salvia hispanica, 2123 nucleotides. NCBI's taxonomy places the organism in Eukaryota, Viridiplantae, Streptophyta, Magnoliopsida, Lamiales, Lamiaceae. The record is from RefSeq and is a predicted model, not a curated record.
UGGCUGGUUGGGGGAAAAAAUCAAAUCUUGAAUUACUUUAACUGUGACGUGUGUUUAAUUGAAGUAGUAUAAAUUAAAGAGGCCCACCGCUCUGUAGCUGAGAAAGCAUAAUUUUUCACAUGGUUUAUCUUAUCUCUGAUAUUAUAUAAUAAGGUUGUAUAAAUAGAAGUAUCCUACUUGAAUGGAAUUGUGAUUGCCUGUGAAUUUGAGCUGCCAUUCUCCGGAAGGAAACCUCAUUAUCUCUCUUAUUCUCCUUUUGGACACUAAUGAUUCAGGGAAUGCUGUAUUGGCUGCAACUUAAUAUGAUUAUUUGUGAUGUCCUUUGCAAUGAUUAUGGCCUCUGUCUUCGCUCAAGAGCUCAACAAACAUGCCUUUCAAGGACUUCUUCACCGAGUAUGGUGAAGCGAAUUUGUAUGAAAUCCAAGAGGUUGUUGGUAAGGGAAGUUACGGUGUUGUGGCUGCUGCAGUUGAUACCCACACUGGAGAAAAGGUGGCUAUAAAGAAGAUAAAUGACAUUUUUGAGCAUGUCUGUGAAGCUACUCGCAUUCUUAGGGAGAUCAAGCUCCUCAGGCUGCUUCGGCACCCGGACAUUGUUGAGAUUAAGCAUAUCAUGUUGCCUCCGUGUCGGAGAGAAUUCAAGGAUAUAUAUGUCGUUUUUGAGUUGAUGGAAACAGAUCUUCACCAUGUAAUCAAGACGAAUGAUGACCUUACUCCUGGGCAUCAUCAAUUCUUUUUGUAUCAGUUGCUUCGGGCUUUAAAAUAUAUACAUUCCGCAAACGUUUUCCACCGGGAUUUGAAGCCCAAAAACAUCCUUGCUAACGCAGACUGCAAGUUGAAGAUAUGCGACUUUGGGCUAGCUCGUGCAUCAUUUGGCGAUGCCCCAUCUGCUGUUUUCUGGACUGAUUAUGUGGCUACCCGGUGGUAUCGUGCUCCUGAACUUUGUGGUUCUUUCUUUUCCAAAUAUACCCCGGCUAUUGAUAUCUGGAGCAUAGGAUGCAUAUUUGCAGAAAUGAUAACUGGAAAACCGUUGUUUCCUGGGAAGAACGUUGUCCACCAGUUGGAACUCAUAACCGAUCUUCUUGGCACACCUUCUACUGAAGCCAUCUCGAGGAUUCGAAAUGAGAAGGCCCGGAGAUUUUUGAGUGGCAUGAGAAGGAAAGCACCCAUACCUCUGUCGCAAAGGUUCCCAGAUGUUGAUCCCCUGGCUCUUCGUUUACUUCAGCGUCUAAUUGCAUUUGAUCCCAAAGAUCGUCCAUCUGCUGAAGAAGCAUUGUCAGAUCCAUAUUUUUACGGGCUGGCAAAUGUGGAAGAUGAACCGUCAACUCAACACAUCUCAAAAUUCGAGUUUGAGUUUGAAAGAAGAAAGUUGACAAAAGAAGACGUGAGGGAACUGAUCUACCGCGAGAUCUUGGAGUAUCAUCCCCAGAUGCUCCAGGAGUACCUCCGUGGCGUGGAUCAGAUUCACUUUAUGUAUCCAAGUGGAGUCGAUCAAUUUAAGCAACAAUUCUUCCGUCUGGAGGGACAAGCCGGGAAAGCAGGCAGGCUGCCAAUGAGGAGGCGCUACGCUUCCUUGCCCAGGGAACGCGUGUGUGGGCUCAUUGACGAUGAACCUGACCAAAGUGAUUCUAGAAGCCGAGCGGUGGUGCCAGUUCCACGCCCGGCCCUAAGGAGUCCCAAGAAUUCAUUGGAUAUCAAAAGAUCAGAAGCUCCAAACGCGAGCGCCAAAGCUAGGCCGACAAAUGAUCAUAAGACAUUGUGCUACAGCGCCCGUUGCUUGCUAAGAAGCGAUAGCAUCAGCGCUUCAAAAUGCAUCGGGGUGCAAGGAGAAGACUACCUAUGAGGUGCAAUCGCCUCCCGUGUCGUCUCCUUAUCAACGUAGGUUCGAUUAUCGAGCAAACGGGGCGUAGGUUUGACAGUGACAGCGUUUCUAUUAUGUAGAAGUUGGUUGAUGAGGAGUGCAAGAUUGUUAAUUUAUGGACGUUUUGUUAUUGUUGUUACAUCAACAAAGUGUGUGUAUCAUUUUAAUUUGUUUGGGUAAUUUGCAUUGUAACGAUUGAGCAAUUCGUCUAGACAUCUGAUGAUUGAUGAGAUGCUGUCAUGAAAUAGAUUUGCACUUGUUUUUA